Molecule: messenger RNA, 1750 nt
Organism: Didymodactylos carnosus
Lineage: Eukaryota; Metazoa; Rotifera; Eurotatoria; Philodinida; Philodinidae
Source: the annotation of a GenBank genome assembly
GAUAUCUAUGUAUAUAAAAUUUCUUUUUUUAUUUCUACUUUUUUGACAAACGCAUUUUAUUGUUAAAUAGGCGAGGUGAUCGUGCAUUUGUGCAUGUCAUUGGGCUAUUAUAUAAUCCUAAGAAGGCUGAGAACCACUCGAAAGACUAAAUAAUAUUGUGAUUUUUUUAAAAGAUCAUGAUCAGCAAAAAUGCUAUGUACCCAGUAGUAACGCUUGCGCUUGUCAAUGAUCGUUUAAAAAAGUCACAAUAUUAUUUAGUCUUUCGACUGGUUCUCAGCCUUCUUAGGAUUAUACAAUAGACCAAUGACAUGCAUAAAUGCACGAUCAACUCGCCUAUUUAACGGUAAAAUGCGUUUGUCAAAAAAGUAGAAAUAAAAAAGAAAUUUUGUAUACAUAGAUAUCACAGAGGUACCCAAUAUCCAACCUUUUUAGUUUAAACAAGAACUGUACAAUGCCGAGUCCUAAAAAGCAUAUAAUCAGAUGCACCUUAUAAAUCUCUAUCUUACUCUAUAAUAGAAAGCUAAUCAUUUGAAAUUUUAAAAACCGGCGAUAUCCACGUAUCCAAAACAUAUAAAAAAGUGGUCAAUCUUGUAAUACUUUUUUUACCGUGAUACAAAAAUCAAAAACAGUUCGUGGAUUAGAAUGAGCAUUCCCAACCUUAUCGAAUGGUAUAUUUUAUUCGUUCAACGUAUCGUCUAAGGUCACAACAAGACGACUAUUUUCGUAUGAAUGAUUUUUUUCCUGAUGAAUAAAUAUUUUCACGUAUAUUUUCGACACCUGGGACGAUCUUGUUGACAAAAAAAUGACAGGGUUAAGAUUCUGGUUUCCAAAAAAUCAUUGUUGAGGAUUUAGCGCAAUUUUGCUCUAAAUUUCAACAAUUUUGAUGACUUUUUAAACGAAUGAGAUAAACCCUCAAGUUUGCAGUCAAAGUUACUGUAAUGAUUUUUCGAAUUUCUUUUUCAAAUUCUCUUGGCAUUCUUUUUAAAUCUGUUAAUUUGACUGAACGAUUGUCAUCACUUUUUAGCAUGGUUGUGUUUAUGUUAAACGCAAUGCAAAAGUUGAAUUAGAUACAUUACGUAAAAGAAUGUCCAAAAUUAAACAAGGUGGUUUACCAGUAUGGUUAGUUAUAUUUCCCGAAGGUACGCGUUAUAGUCUCGAUAAUAAUAAUGAGGCCAUUCAACGAUCAAAAAUGUUUUCGGAUAAAAGAGGUCUUGUUCCAUUUGAACAUGUUUUAUAUCCUCGUUCUGGUGCUACCGUUGCUGCCUUAGAUGUAUUACGCGCAAAUUUAGAUGCCGUUUAUGAUGUAACGGUGAUGUAUUCCGAUACGUAUGAUAAUGAAAACCAACGAAGAUUAUCAGCACCAUCCAUGCCUGAAUAUUGCGAAGGCAAAUCAUCUUCUCUUCAUUUACAUAUAAAACGGAUACCAAUCAAUAAUAUUCCAUUGAGUGUCGAACAAGUCUCAUCUUGGCUAUACGAUCGAUUUGUUGAAAAAGAUCGGAUACUUGGUCAAUUUUAUGAAUAUGCGCAAUCUUCCUCAUUUAAAAGCAGUGAUAUUAUCAUAGAUGAAACCGAUCGUCCACUUCGUGUGACACUACCAUUAAAAGAAACAUUUUUUGCUUGUACUUUUAUAUCUAUGGCCACAGCACCAUUUCUUUUGACAAGUCAGGGGCGACAAAUGUACUGGAAAAUAUGGGCAUUUGGAACACCGAUUUGUUAUUUGUGGAUGAAACUUUUCUCUAAAGCGAGAUAA